Messenger RNA from Rhopilema esculentum, 3534 nucleotides. RefSeq names its product cubilin. NCBI's taxonomy places the organism in Eukaryota, Metazoa, Cnidaria, Scyphozoa, Rhizostomeae, Rhizostomatidae. The record is from RefSeq and is a predicted model, not a curated record.
CUUGAUUAUCUAGACUCCCUGUGACGGGUGCGGCUUCUGUCCUUCUCCUUCUGUGCUUCUCUGUCUGCGCUGCUGUGUUUCUUUGUGGAUUUCGAAAUUUGUUAAAAAAGAAGGAUUUUGGUGUAAAGUUGUACAUUAUAAGGACAGUUGAUGUAUGAUGACUUACUUUCUUGCAUUCUGUGCAUUUAAUGUAUGUGCUUUAACAAGCAUAUUGUGUUCAGAUUGUGACUUCAACUUCGUUGCAACCAGUGGCGAGAUAUCAUCCCCUGAAUUUCCUUAUCCUCCUUCUCAAGAUUCAAUUCGAUGCCAGUAUAUGAUUACCGCCUUGGAAGGAAAGCACAUUCAGCUGCAGUUUCUAGAAAUUCUUCCGACUGAUUCAUAUCGGGCAGCAGGAUGUUUAUCUGGAGGUCUUAAGAUCUACGAGCUGUGGCAAGGGAAAUGGUCGAGAACGGCGUAUUAUUGCUUUGGAAAUAAAGGGAUAUACAUUCCUUAUGUAUCCCGGCAGAGCAACGUUCGUCUUGUGUACAGAGCUAGGAACAGGCGGACGGCUUUUAAAUUCAAACUUCGGUUCAAAGUGCUCGAAGGUCUCAAGAUGGAGCUUAGUGCACAAGAAGGGCUUGUUGUAUCUCCUCAUUUUUUAGUGAAUUCUUUUCCUCAUCAAUUCAACUACACCUACCGCAUAAAAGCUGCAAAUGGAAUGAAAAUCCAUCUGUUUUUCUCCCGCUUUGGAAGUGACAUUACCUGUGAGAGCAGCCCAUUAGAUAUCAAGGAUGGAGAAUUCGAUUCUGGAAAAUCAGUGGCUAAUGUUUGUGGAAAGCAGUUCCAAUCCUACCUGUCAUCAACAAAUGUUAUAACGAUGAGCUACAUGGCUUCGUUUAUAACAACAACAACGGUUAAAAAAGAUCUUGGCUUUCAAAUAUAUUACUCUAUUGGAAUGAAAGGCUGUGAUAAAGUUUUCAAUGGAGCAUCUGGUAGAAUUUAUUCACCACUGUAUGGAAGUCUUUAUCCAGAGUACGUCAACUGUAGCUACAAAAUCGACACUGAAAAGGGCAAACUUAUCUUCCUAAAUCCAUCUUUUGAUAUGCAACGGGUAGCAAAGUUUGUUCAAAUUGUGGAAAAAAGGAACGGCUCGGAUAUUUCUACCGGUUUUCUUCCCUACUCUACCUAUUAUUCGUCCGGAAACGCAGUUAAGGUUACCUUUCAUUCUCAAAACAACAGCGACUACAGUGGCUUUUACAUUGACUACAACUCAACAAAUGGCUGCAAUUUAGUGUUUCGUGACAAGAAAUUUUCUGACGACUUUGCAUCGAAUAGCUUUCCUAGUAAUUAUACGAAUAAUAUGGUUUGCAAUUAUACAAUGCUCGUAUCAUCAGAUGAGGAGGAUAAAAAGUACACUACAUACCUCUUCAUAACGAGUUUGGAUCUGGAAUGGAGCCCAUCGUGUGAAGCUGACAGCCUGUCUGUGUAUGACGGACCUGACGCAAAUGCAAACAUUCUAGAAAAGUUUUGUGGAUCUACUCGUAGACGAAGUGUGAUUGCCAGUGGCAAAGAGAUGUUUGUUCAAUUCCGAUCCAAUGACAGGGUUACUGCAAAAGGAUUCCGAGCAUACUUUUUGCGAACAUCUAUUAGUUGCAACAAAACCUAUGACUUUACGAAAAACAAAAUUAGCUCUCAAGGCUUUCCGAAUCAGUAUUCAAAUAGGCUGUCAUGUACUGUUGAAAUACUUGGAGUGCCAGGAAGCAAUGUCACCCUUAACUUCUCACACUUUGAUCUGGAAUGGAGUAAAGAUUGUUCCAAAGACAGUUUGAAAAUUUUCGAAGGACCUAUUUCUAAUCAGAAAUUGGUUUCAAAAAGAUGCGGAAAUGACGUCACCCCUUAUAUUUCGCAAUCUUCAACCGUGAUUUUAAAAUUCAAGUCCGAUGAUACUAUUGCAAAAACAGGAUAUAGUAUCAAUUAUGAUGCUUGCAGGUUUCUCUAUUCAAGUCAGAAUGGAACACUCUACUCUCCAUAUUACCCUUCUCAUUACAAAGGAAACAUGUUAUGUUCGUAUCUGAUUCAAGUACGAAAUGGCUACAAAAUUAAGCUUAUAUUUCGCCAGUUGGACCUCCAGUUCUCCUAUAUUUCAAGCGACGAGCUCAGAAUAUAUAAUGGAUUGAAUUCUUCAGCUCCACUGGCACGCACGAUAAAGGGAUCGCUAUAUCGCCGUAGGUCGUACCCUUUCACGUCAAGCAGCAGCACAAUUUAUUUGGAAUUCAGAUCUUACCAACAAUCGGACAAUAAGCCAAAAGGAUUUAAAGUGGAUUUCUUUGAAAAUCAUGAGGUCUGUAAGAAGCUUAUGCCAUGUGGCAACAAGGGUCGGUGCAACGAUUUGCCUUACGGUGAAUACAAAUGUGACUGCUAUGGUAGGUUGUCAGCUGGUAUCAACUGCACCAAUGACAUUGGACUCUGUGGAUCAAGUCCAUGUCAGAAUGGAGGAGUUUGCUCGAACCUUUAUUACUCCAAAAAGUACAUUUGCAAUUGCCCUGGUAACUUCGGAGGCACCAAUUGUGACUAUGAAUACGGUAAAUUCAGUGGAGGUGACGGCCUUGCACCUUGGGCAAUUCCCACAAUAAUCGGUGUAUGUUCAGUUGUGAUUUCAUUAAUAGUUGUUGGUAUCCGUCUGUAUUGCAAACGGCGAUCUAGUGGAUUGCAUCAGCAGAACAUAUAUAGUCAACCAAAAUAUCAACAGGAAUCCGCUAUGUAAUCCGAAUGAAUCACCAAGUCGUUUUUGUUUUAUUGUGAAUGCACUUUUUCAACUAACGGCCUUGUUUUUGCACUGCUCCAAAUCUUCGUUGUACCACUUUAUGUGGUUAAAUUAAAAUUAACCACGAUAACUUAUUCCAGAUUCAGUUUUUCAUUUAAAAAAAAACAAGGAAUUUGACCGCAAAGCAACGUUUUCACCUUAAGUUGCUAAACGGUCAAAUUUAGUAGAAUUCUUGUAAGAUUUUUCAUCAUAUAAAAUUUAAAUAGAAAGCACUUGUCUCAUGAAAGCUGACAUGCAGACUUAACUGAAUUGUUCAGUUUUCAGAAUUGAUGGAAUAGGUAUGAAGCCAAGAACCAUUGCAUGUGAAAUCAUUUCAAGUUUGUCUAUCCUUAGCCCAUGCUUGUCAAAUUAGAACCCCUUUCAAACGUACAGCAAUUUGAAGCAAUAUCCUAUGACCCUUCAUUUUAACUUCACCUUUAAUUAACUCCCUAUGUUGUGGAACAGAAUUACCGUACCCUGUCCAACUGUCCAAUGUUGAAAUUAUUGCCCAUUGUGUAAGCCGAAAUAAUGAUGACAAAAGAAGACCUGGUACUAGUUUUGAAGGCGAUGUGUUUCAUGUGUGACCUUUUGAAAGUGUUUGUAUUUCUCGAGUAAACUUUAACUUUAUUGGAAUCAACUUGGACCCGUUUCUGUACGUUUGGCUGUUGUGAUUCGUCGCAUAGAUGUUUAUGUUGCAAUUAUAAACUAAAAUCUAUGUUCGUAAGUUUGAUUUUGCAUGUAUGUUUUUAUCU